UUAAAGACGCCUAGAGUAGCAGUUCUACGGUAACCAUCGUCCUCCCCAGCCGAGGGCAGGGGGCGAGUGUGGAAGAGAUGAAACACGAGGUUGCAAACCAGGAUAGCGUGCUACCUGGACCCCCAGCAGCCCGAGGUAGACCCCAAGAAUGAGCAGUGUUGGUAUGGAUGAGUUUGUGGAGGGCAUUUCAACAAAUGAAAUUCAAAGCACGCAGGUGGGACAAGCAGAUGCAUCUGAUUCUGCUCGGCAUCGACCCAGCAAGCUGCACGAUUUCCUUAAAAAGAAUCUGCAUUCCCUGGGUGUAGCUCAGAUCAUGAUUGGCCUGAAAUGCUUCUUGUUUGGAAUCAUUGAGAUUUUUUUUUACUGGCACUCUAAUCACAGAGGUCUCUUAUUCUGCUUUUAUAUUGGCUACCCAUUCUGGGGUGCAGCAUCUUUCAUCAUAUCUGGAUCUUUGACCAUCUCAUGUAUGAAAAAACAAACAAAAUUUCUGAUUGGAGUCAGUAUGGGAGCUCACAUUAUCAGCACGCUACUUUCAAGCACUGGGCUAAUUCUUCUCUUCGUGAAUCUAAUUGAUGUAUUCUUAUUUGAAUGCUCAGAGUUACGUGAGUGUUCAUUGGUUAAAUCUUUUAUAACCAGUAUUGUGAUCCUUCAAAUGAUAGUGACUUGUGCGCAGAUCUUCAUUUCCUUCUCACUCUGUGGGCUCACUUACACCAUGAAUGGCAGUGAGAUGAGCCUGGUUUCUGCACUGAGUUGCUUGAUCAGAACACAUUCUGAAGAUCCUUAUCAAGACUUAUUGACUCAACCUCAAACUUAUGAAGACUUAGUGCUGCAAGAUAUAGAUCCUGUUCACUCUGAUCCAUGAGACACCGUCAUAACAUUCUUUACCACACGAAUGCAUCUUGGAUCCACGAUAUCAAUCAAAGACAGAUUUUUUUUUAUAGGAAUCUCCUACAAAUACUGUCCUCCCUAUGUUUUCAUUAUGCAAUUUCACACACACACACACACACACACACACACACACUAGCAGAUAUGUGUGCUUUACUUUAUAGUUGACCAAUAAAUCCUAGUAUUAACACUCUGUAGAUUAAUAGAUCUCUCUUCAUUUGGAUGACCUAUUACCACUUUUCAGCAAAUUUUAGUUCUUAGGUCUCACAGAGGAAUUUGUUAUUACCCACUUGCUUCUUCCUAGAAAUUGUACUUCCUUCUUGGUUGACAGUUUAUACAAGUAAAACAUUUUUGUACAAAUAGUUUGGAUAAGUAGUGGCAUACCAUCUGGCAUUGGGGCCAAUCUAAGUUCCUUUGACUGUUGAAUGUACCAGCUCCUCUUGCUCAUGUCAAGGUGAACUUGGGAAAAUAUAGAUUACAAAGUGCGUAUUACCACACUCUAAUGUAUAACAUAUGAUAAAAAUCAAAUGCAACUUCA
Canis lupus familiaris (dog) is the source of this 1423-nucleotide messenger RNA. RefSeq names its product high affinity immunoglobulin epsilon receptor subunit beta-like. The transcript has 7 exons. Gene Ontology annotation, cellular component: plasma membrane. Gene Ontology annotation, biological process: cell surface receptor signaling pathway. Lineage: Eukaryota; Metazoa; Chordata; Mammalia; Carnivora; Canidae. Bases 149 to 862 code for a protein of 237 amino acids. The record is from RefSeq and is a predicted model, not a curated record.